AUGACCUCAGUCUCAAGCGAUCCCUCCUGGUGGCCGUCCAUCGAUUGGAUGAUGAUUUUCAGCUAUUUCGCAGUUUUAUCCUCUAUUGUGGUGAUAUACGAUUGGGCGUUGACAUGCGGACAAGAGUUCGAACUGAUCUGGGUGAGUAAAGUCUUGUAUCGGGAACAGGGUAUACAGUUGAAGUUGAUUGGGGAAGUGGCAACGCUGGUCCCACAUGACUGUUCUUUAUAUUGGUGUGCGCUAUGUUGGGAUACUAUAUUCUGUCUUAACCAUACUGUGGAGUCUCCCAUUCUCGAGCACAGAUAUAGCACUAUCUUUUGGUUCAUGCAGGCAUGGAUAUUUGUCGUUGUCAAUGCUAUGUUAGGUGUCAUCAUGAUGGCUCGGAUACAUGCCAUGUAUCAGGGAUCCCAAAGGAUGCUCAUCUUUCUCGUUAUAGUCUGGCUGGCUUCCACGAUUGCUUCUGGAGUUAUCGCCCUAAUGGCAAACACCAGUGCUUCAGGGGUGGAACUCGUCCUCUCUGGCGACCAUCAGUGUUCUAUCGUCAUUGACACGAACGGGAUGAAUCUAAAUCACGAGAUUUGGAUUCCCACUGUUGUAUGGGAGAUCAUCGCCUUGUUUCUUGCAGUUUGGAUUGUCGCAAAACACUUCUAUGAACUACGACAAUUACCGGCAGGACCAACCUUCGGGGACUGUUACAUCGUGUUAAUCAGGAGUCAUGUAUGGUACUUCGUAGCCUUUGCUGCUGUGUCUUUCUUCAACCUCGGUUUACUAUCCCCAAAGCUCUUGAACACAACUUCCGUAGGAAGUGCUGUCUAUUCCGGCAUCGUCCAAUUUGCCCAAAUGUUGCAGAUGUUUGUGCUGGGACCACGUCUCAUCCUUAGCACUCGAGAAUAUCACGCCAAGAUCAUAGCCAGAUCUGACGGGGGAACUGGCUUAACUACAAUUGCUUUCCAGGAGCUCAGACACGUGCCAACUAGUGGUAGUAUGUAG
Messenger RNA from Suillus clintonianus, 990 nucleotides. RefSeq lists its product as uncharacterized. The record is from RefSeq and is a predicted model, not a curated record. The transcript has 12 exons. The coding region runs from base 1 to 990 and encodes 329 amino acids. Lineage: Eukaryota; Fungi; Basidiomycota; Agaricomycetes; Boletales; Suillaceae.